Messenger RNA from Fusarium musae, 381 nucleotides. RefSeq lists its product as uncharacterized. Lineage: Eukaryota; Fungi; Ascomycota; Sordariomycetes; Hypocreales; Nectriaceae. Bases 1 to 381 code for a protein of 126 amino acids. The transcript is spliced from 2 exons. The record is from RefSeq and is a predicted model, not a curated record.
AUGUGCUGUAGCAGCUCCAAAGACGUGAAGCCGCCAGCGGAACGAACCCCCGGAAACAUGGGGAUUCAUCGCAACAACAACUUUCCCAUGUACCCAGAGGAACAUGCAGAGGACAAGUUUCGAAGGGACGAGUACCAGUCCCACAAGCACAGUAUGAUGAAGAGCCAGCGGAAUAUCCAGGGCCUCAGGCGGUUCAAGGGAUUCCCUCUGCCCGGCGAAACCCGUCGCUCAGGUUCAGGAAGUUCAGGGUGCUCAUCCCCUGCCCCAGUAGCGGAGAUGUCAGCCAAAGCCCGCGCCUCAGCAGCUGAAUACCCCAACGUACCGCUUGGGGGUAGACGACCUUCCGUAGGGCGCUUCGACAGGUCCCCUGCCUUUGGAUAG